Molecule: messenger RNA, 811 nt
Organism: Cutaneotrichosporon oleaginosum
Lineage: Eukaryota; Fungi; Basidiomycota; Tremellomycetes; Trichosporonales; Trichosporonaceae
Source: RefSeq, a predicted model, not a curated record
CGUCGACACAGACACACUUAAGAGCGAGCGAACGGUCCCCACUCAGCAUCAGUUCCCAGACCCAUUUCCCCUCACCUCCCAUCGCCUACCACUCCCUCCUUCACACAGUUACCACUACUAUAAUCACCAUGGCGAAGCGUGCCCAUACCGACCCCAAAGAGCCCGUGGUCCCUCAGACGAUGCUGCAGUCUCUCUUCUCGACUCGCCGUCAGAUCCUCAUCUUCUCCUUCUACAUCUUCUUCCUUUGCGUGAACAUCUCCCUCCUCGGCCUCGUCUCCCAUCAGAUCCACAAGCAUGGCAACGUCUGGACCGCCUACCCCGACGGCCGCUUCUACCACGCCCUUGGCCUGGGCCUCUUCGUCGGCAUCUUCCUUACCCUCGUCGGCAUCUCCCACGCCUACCUCAACCACAUGGUCCUCAUGUUUGCCCACUUUGCCGCUGGUGUCAUGAGCGGCACCGUCGCCGGUCUCUUCACCAUGACCCCCUUCGGCCACGGCCUCCAGUGUGGCAACCCCAUCGAGAAGUUUGCCCCCAAGUACCGGCCCUUUGUCAGCGAGUGCGCCGAGUACACCGCCAUCACCGGUCUCGCGUGGGCCAUGUUCGGUCUCAAUGUCAUCGCCCUCUUCUGGCUUGCCCAGGAUGCCUUCUCUUGCGUCCGCCGUAACCACCACAUCUACGCCCCUUGGGAGCCCCCUGCCAAGGUUUCUGACGUUGAGUCGGACGCUGAGCACCACUAAGCCGUUCCUUCCUUAAGCAACGCUCGCGGUUCGCUAUCCAGCAUCACCCCCUUCAAUAGAUAUGUAUUCUAUAA